Molecule: messenger RNA, 3602 nt
Organism: Labrus bergylta (ballan wrasse)
Lineage: Eukaryota; Metazoa; Chordata; Actinopteri; Labriformes; Labridae
Product: ephrin type-B receptor 4b
Biological process (GO): protein phosphorylation; ephrin receptor signaling pathway; axon guidance
Cellular component (GO): plasma membrane; dendrite
Molecular function (GO): ATP binding; protein binding; transmembrane-ephrin receptor activity
Source: RefSeq, a predicted model, not a curated record
GGGACUUCCUGUCGGAGGCCUCCAUCAUGGGUCAGUUCCAGCACCCGAACAUUAUCCACCUGGAGGGUGUGAUCACCACGUCCUGCCCCGUCAUGAUCCUCACCGAGUUCAUGGAGAACGGAGCUCUCGACAGUUUCCUGAGGAUGAACGAUGGACAGUUCACCACCAUCCAGCUUGUGGGGAUGCUUCGUGGGAUAGCGGCGGGGAUGAAGUAUCUGUCUGACAUGAGCUUCGUACACAGAGACCUGGCAGCUCGAAACAUCCUGGUCAACUCCAACCUGGUCUGUAAGGUGUCAGACUUUGGUCUGAGCCGGUUCCUGACUGAGAACUCCUCUGACCCCACCUACACCAGCUCUCUGGGAGGAAAGAUUCCCAUUCGCUGGACAGCUCCUGAAGCCAUUGCCUACAGAAAAUUCACAUCAGCAAGCGAUGCGUGGAGUUACGGCAUCGUCAUGUGGGAAGUGAUGUCAUACGGAGAGCGGCCAUAUUGGGACAUGAGCAACCAGGACGUUAUUAACGCCAUAGAGCAGGACUACCGUUUGCCCCCACCCCCUGACUGCCCCUCCUCUCUGCAUUCGCUCAUGUUGGACUGCUGGCAGAAGGAACGAGCCAACCGGCCGAGGUUCUGUGAUGUGGUCGCCUCGCUGGAUAGGCUGAUCCGAAACCCAGCUUCCCUGAAGGUGAUGCACUCCGAGGGGCCGAGUCCGUCCCAGCCUCUGUUAGACCAGCGUGUCCCUCCUCCUCUCUCGGCCUGUGCUUCGGUCUCUGAGUGGCUUCGAGCAAUAAAGAUGGAGCGAUAUGAGCAGAGCUUCCUGCAGGCUGGCUUCAGCAGCCUGGACAUCGUUUCCCAGCUCAACACAGAAGACCUGCUCAGAGUGGGCGUGACCCUCGCUGGCCAUCAAAAGAAAAUCCUCUCCUCAAUCCAGACGCUCAGGAUACACAAAACCCCACCCACCCUCCUUUACUGAUCAAUCACAGUCCUGCCUUGUUCUCUGAGACCAUAACACUAAGGAUGAAGCUGAACCCCACUGGCGCUUGUAACUGACCACUCAACUGUGAUCAAACAUGCCGUUUUGACCAAUCAGGACCCAUCAAGACUAGUGAUGGUCAAAACAUCAGGGGAAUCUGUUCACUGUGAGAUAUGUGACAUUCAGGUGGCACAUAAACUCUCAUAAACACAUAAGAAGAACCUCUCGGCUAUUCAUACUUUAAAUUUUCAAUUCAACUGCAAUAAGACUCCGCCUUUCUUCUUGGUCUGACCAAUCAGAACAAAGGAUCUAGCUUUUAAGCACCUGGAUGGUCAAUACUCAGGACAGCCAUCCACUGCUCAGGAAAACCUUCUUCUGCUUCACAAACCGACCAAGUGACAUUUAGCACAGCAAGGAUGUAGGAGGGGAUUCCUUGUGCUGAUGUAGCUCAACAGAUGCUCUCAUUGGAUGUGAGUUGCUGAAAAGGCCUCCGCUUUGCUCAUCACUACGCACCACCCACUGCAUUAAAUCACAUCUGAGAUUGGUUCACAGGUUUGUCCACCUGACAGUGAAACCUGGAUCAGCUGGUUAUCUAAAGCGGAUCAGGAUGUACCUACACUACAGUGCAAACUCACUGAACCAUGCAGAAACAGAUCUCUGUGCAGGUUCAGGACUAAACUCAGAUUUCUGCUCGAUUCUCCUGGAAAUAUGAAACAGAGUGGAUGAUUAUUUGUUUUAAUCGUGUCAAACUGAACUGGAUCAGCUGUUGGCCGGAACACAUGCUCUUAAACUGCUACGAUUGCCAAACCUUAAGGACAUUUCAGCAGGGGCAAAGGGACUUCUGUCUUAAAUGAACGUGCCUGAGUGAACUUUCAGGAGCGUGGAUAUCUCUUCAUACUCCAUCAGGAAUAUUCAGGAUUUUAACCAAACAUCAUUGAGGAUUUCUUGAGGAUAUUAUAAUGGAUGUUGUGGAAAGCAGGGAUAACCACACAGAUAUUCCGAAAAGACGGGCCGGUAUGCUCAAGCAAUGUGGGAAUAUCUUCCUGAGGGACAUCAGGACCUUCUGAAGGGAUUCAUAUUCUAAUUUAUCAACAUGUUCUUCAAAAGUUUCAGUGUGGCACCCUCCAUAAUCUGUGAGGAAUCUUCUGGAAUCUCCUCAGAAAACAAGAGUGAACAUUUUGGGGAAAUCUUCGGGUGUCUUUGAGAUACCGUGUUUAUUUGGUGCUCUUUUCACAACGUAAUCAGAAAAUUUUUGAGGUUUAAUGCAAACUCCUGAGAUUCUCAAGGGGAAAGCGGUCUUUGGUAAACCUGGAAACUUUAAGGAAGAUAUCUAGAAUACUUUCAUCUCGCUAAAGAACUCUCAAAAGGACAAUGGUUUUCUUAAACUGUGACACCAACACAUGGAGUGUUUCACCGUGAUGAAAGUACCUGAGUGUAUUUAAUUGAGCUUUAGUACUCAAUCAUUCCCAAACAGACAGAACUGGUUUUAAACCUUUAACUGAAACUUCACUUGUCUUGAAGCAUACAAUACUUAUCACUGAAUACUACAAAAACGUACCAAAACAUGUCAAACAAAAGGCAGAUGUUUGGUUCCCUCUAAAUAUUUCCUUUAGUUUCAACCUUCCUGAUCAAAACCACUGCCAAGAAAGACGUCUGUUCCCCAAGGACUUCAAUAAUUCAAGCAGGUUGAAAACUUUGGAUUAAAAGUCCGACAUUAGUGUGUGACCUGUUCCAGUUUGAGGAACAUGAGGAACAAAAACGAACAAAGAAGAGAACUGUUGACAAUUUUGUAUUUUAGCACUUUUUAUACCUGAUAUUUUAUUGUGAUCAUGUUUUAAAGCUGAGCAGAAGAUCAAUGUUUCAUAUAAGACUCACAUUUCAGGAAAACUGUCAUUGAAUUUUUGUAAAGAAAAUAAAAAAGAUUGUCUUUUAUUUCAAAGCUGUGUGAGACAGUGAGAGGAUUUAAAGUUCAGGACCAAAGCUCAAGUCUGAAGUCAGUGUGUUGUUUAUUCUGCCCACAGGAAGCAGUGUGAUUGCUUUUUACUGCCCCAGAUAUCAGAUCAACCCCCACCAAGUCUUACCAAACAACAUCUCACAUGUUCUCUUAUUCGGUUGAGAAUCUCAGGGUUCUUAUAAUACAUGAUACAUGGCCCACGAUAACAAUAUUAUCUCGAUACAGUGAUUAUAUAAUUGAUAUAUUGAUGAUACAUCACAAUAUCUGAUGAGCAAAAUGCCCCUGUCGUUUAUAAUGUGCAGAAUGAAUGUAUCCAUUCACUGCAAUCUGGUGUCUGUUUCACCUCAUAUCUUCUGUUGCCAUGAAUUCAAGCCAAAAUAUUUUCAGAGCACAAUAUUUUAUUAAAUAAAAUAUCCAUAUUUGGCAACAGGGAUAUGAUUAUCAUGAUAAGCACAUAUCAAGACAACAAGAUAUUGCUGUAAGGAUAUUUUGUCCCACCCUUAUUCUCCAACAUCUGAAGACUUUUUUGUAUCUGUUCAGUCAAGCGUUGUUACGAUACCAUCAUUUCAAACUUCCUAGACGCCCUGAUCACCUGCACAGUCUAAACUGAACAAAAACAUUGGCAACAUUUGGGUACGCCAACGUUGCUCAAGGCAUUAAAGUUUUAACAUUUUUGACAA